Molecule: messenger RNA, 9195 nt
Organism: Lates calcarifer (barramundi perch)
Lineage: Eukaryota; Metazoa; Chordata; Actinopteri; Centropomidae
Gene: snphb
Product: syntaphilin b
Exons: 7
Coding region: 470-2917 (815 amino acids)
Biological process (GO): neuron differentiation
Cellular component (GO): cytoplasmic microtubule; mitochondrion
Source: RefSeq, a predicted model, not a curated record
GCCGACUUAAGCCUUCUUCAACAAAUUGAGUGGUGUUUCCCUUUAAGAAAAAAAAAACACGACGUAACGUGACGCAGAUGCUCCCGUCCAUAUACCCUUGUGCCUCUCCUCACGCGGCAACCAUCCAGUGCACCUCCUGCAUCCUCCUGGCCCAGCCCUCCUCCCUCUCCUCUCCUCCCCUCCUCCCCGGGCGUGUGAGCCAGGAUCACCGUUCCAUCCAGCGGAGCUUUUGGCGAAGAACCGCAGGAAAACAAUGAAAACCGAGGCGAUGGAGCCGCCGCGACAGGACUAAUAGCGUAGCAGUGAAUGGGGCACAGGCUCCAGGCUCUGACCGGUGAGCUGAAGAACAGUCAGGAGUGAAGACGCUUAAGGUUGUGCAAGAGGCUGUCCGGCCACAUGUCUGCCCCUGCUCCAGCCAAUAGGAGGUCUGCAUCGGGCUCUCGCCGGACACGUCUACUCAGGACAGCUCAUGCAAGAAACUUGGGGAAGAAGUGGUAGCACAAAAAAGAGAUGUACCGUGUUUGACUACUGCAGGUUCAUAGAGCUAGACUACGUUCCCAUGGAGACAGGCUAUAUGGUCUCAAUGCGCCCGACUAAAGGCUACGCAUCGACCAAGUCGCCAACUAAAGGAUACACUCCCACCAAGUCUCCAGACCGCCACAGCCGUGCCACAAACUCUCCCUCCACCCCUCGUUCUCGGCGGACACCGGCCACGCCCAGUAAUAGAGAUCCCUAUGGCAAUGCCUCCCUCAGCAGCAGCAGCAACUCUGGCUCUUGUAAAGGCAGCGACUGCAGCCCCACCAAAGGACGUCACCAGAAAUACACGUCAUGUACAGACAACCAUGGUAUUCGGCCUCCUCCACCAGAGCAGUACCUCACACCCCUACAGCAGAAGGAGGUGUGUAUCCGACACCUGCGGGCCAGGCUAAAAGAAACCAUCAACACACUGCAAGACAGGGACACAGAGAUUGAUGAGUUGAGAGGCCAGCUUUACAGGAUGCAGGAGGACUGGGUUGAGGAGGAGUGUCACCGUGUGGAGGCUCAGCUGGCCCUGAAGGAGGCCCGGCAGGAGAUCCAGCAGCUCAAACAGGCUGUUGACACUGUCCGUGCCAGGCUCAGUGAAGCUGGGGGACUCAGUGGGGACGCAGGGGUCCAGAAGUACUUCCAGGACAUCAAUACUCAGAACCACAAGCUGGAGAACCUUUUGCUCAGUAUGGAGUUAGCCCAGGCUGGAUUAGCCAAAGAGGGGGAAGCCAUACCAGGCUGUCGGACCCGUGUUGGCGGUUCGGCACCAGCGUCGGUGUCAGGGGGAAGUCCAGGGGGAAUACCCAGACCAACAGUGGGAGGGAGGGGGUCUUGCUCUUGCGAUGGGUCCCCAGCUCGUUCCCUGACCCGGAGUUCCACCUACACUAAGCUAACUGAUCAGGCGUUAGCAGACCAGAACGGUAACGGGCAGGACUUUCCUUGUCUGUCAGGUGACGGCACCCAAGACAGUGGCUUUGUGUGCGGCGGGGAGAGCACUGUCCCAAGCCGGGCUGACCUGCUGCUGGAGGCCGCCUUCCUCUCUGAGGAAACUGCAUCUUUACUCAACUCCUACCAGACCUUCUCCAACUCUCUCCCCCACUCUCUGCCCAACUCUCUGCCUCAUACCUACUCCCAUACCUUACCUCACUCGUUCCCUCACAGUUUGUCCCACUCUGUGCCCCACACUAUGCCACACUCCUCCACCUAUGAGAAGCUGUGCACAGGUGAGCGUAUGGCGCCCUUUCAUUGUGGCUUGGGUGGAAUGAGCUGUAUGAGCCACCCCUGCCUGUCCCACCACCAUCUCUACCUGCAUCCCCUGCGGGAGACAGGCAUUCAGACUGAAAGCUGCCCCGUCCCUGCAGCAGGAUACCCCUCUGAUCUGGACACCAUCGCAGAGCAACGCACUUUCCGCUCUCAGGGCUGCAGCCCCACCUCCACCUGGAUGUCUGAUGAAGGGGAGGAGGAGCUGGACUCCAUCACCACCACAACUUCAGUAACCACAGCAACAGUCAUGAGUACAGCCACAGAGCCAAUCCCGGUCUCCAAAACACCUCUGGUCCCUCCCUUACCACGGUCUGCAACUGUGGCGUGUUCAAUGGAGAGUCCUCUGUCUGUGGGAAAGGAGGGAGUGGAGGAGGAGGAAAAGCAGGAGAGAGAAAACAGAGAGAAAGAAGCUGCUACACCAGAAAAACAGGAUGAAACACCAGUGAUCAGACUGGAGGAUGAAGAGCAGCAGAGUCAGGUGGCCUCGGUUGUAGGGACUGAAGUGGAAGGACAGGGUGCAGUGGAGGAGGCAGCACCAGAAAAACUGUGCGACUUAGCAGGGAUGCCGGGUGAGCUUAAGUUUGGAGGAUGCUGUGGAGAAAGUAGGCAGGAUGGGACAACACUGAAAAACCUUAGCAUAGAGGAAGUUGGUCCAUCAGCAGGAUCAGCUCAGGUAGAGACAGGAGAGGUGAGUCCAAGUUGCUCAGGAUUGUCACCAGGUGUAGAACAGCCUCAUACCUCCCAGCCAAGGAGAUCUAGUUCCCAUGAGGAGAUAGCUGGUGUCACUGUAGUGGAGGUGCACGAUGAGGACAAUGAUGAGGGUGAAACUAAAGAACAAGGUGCUGCAGGGGGCGCUGCAGCAGAGGAGGGAGAUUCGCCCGACUCUGGGACAAUUCAGAAAAGUUACUGGAGUCGUCACUUCCUAGUUGAUCUGCUUGCAGUGGCCAUCCCUGUGGUACCAACUGUUGCUUGGCUCUGUCGUGGUCCUGUCCGUGAUGGACAGCCCAUGUAUCAUAUAGGGUCACUGCUGCGAGGCUGCUGCACUGUGGCGCUGCACUCACUGCGAAGGGGAGGUGGAUUGAGGCAUUACCCCGCGGGCGGGGGAGACAUGGGCGGAUCACAGAUAUAAAGGAGACUGUUCGGGACCUCAGUGGUCUUUAACUACAACCUCUCCUGUAUGGGUCUGGGUCCUUAGCUUAUCAAAAAAUACCUGUAAUGUAAGGAGAGGAAGAGAAAGAACUUCCUGUCCUGCAUUUCUCAGGUUAAUAGCUGAGGGGAGCAUCAGGAACAGGAAAUCUAAAAAUGUGUUCAUGACCGAGAUCUCUGACCUGUAAACUGUUGUGUUUGGUCCUGCUCCUUAUUGACUCUCACCCACUAGUUCCUGCUGUUGCCACCAAGAUGUCUGCUAACACUACUGAUUUGUGCAAAACUGAAUGAGCUGACUGAAAUGAAUGAUCUAUGCUUGGAUGUUUGACACAGAUUGUUUUGUUUUUAAGUGCAGGGAAAAUGUUCAAAACACAUUGAUCUGUCAACCCUACUAGUCUGACUCACUUCUGGCAUGUUAAAAUGAUCAUGUGUUGAUGAGUGUGUACAUGAAAUAUGGUAUGUGUAUGUAUACAAUGUAUGUAUGUGUACGUGUACAUGUAUAACCUAAUGGUCUUGUCUGCAGUAGACGAGCUACACUCUGCUCAUAGGCCAGUGAGGGAAAAUCCACCCUAGUUCAGAAUUUACACAUUUCCUAUCACUGCAGAAAGUUUGGCCUUUUCUUUGAGUCUUUGAGUCUGAAAACAUGGAGCGUAUCUGUUAUGUCAAGACAUGACAACGUAGACACAGAACUCAGGUUGAUUCUAAUGGUGGAGGCGGUAGUCAGCUGUUGGCGGGCAGUCAUACUCACUGUGUACGACUUCAUCAUUGUUUCUGUUUAUGAAAAUAGGGACCCUUAAAGUCCAGUUUUAAUACCAAAUUGGUUGCCUCCAAGUUAUUUUAUAGUUGUGCUGAAUUUCCGUGAAGAUGAUGUUCAGUUUGAGGGUGGUCACGGCAUGAAGCCAUGAAGAGGGCACUCAGACUGAACGUGUGUUGGUGGGGACGACGCGCUGUUUCAGACAUUGGUGAGGCAAAAACUCCGGUGCUGAGUUGAUGUCUGUUUCCUGGACAGAAUGCUUUUCUCCUUAACCCGAGUCUGACUUUAUCUCUGUCCCCAACCAGCUUCUUAGAUGCUUAACGUGACCCCAGCCUUACACUAACGCCAGUUAUUUCUACUGCACCUAACCAAAGCUCUAACCCCAAGCCAGGGGACAGACUUCCACACAACACCGGUUAGAGUAAUAGAUCCAAGAGUUUCAAGGACAACAAAACACUGCACAGAGGUUUAUAAUACUCUGAGACUGGAUUUUAGAACACUGGAAAGGCUUUUGUCACGACUGCAAGAAAAACUGUAGAAAUACAGCGUUCUUUUAAAAAAGUAAUUUACCAGAAAUGUGUGUUUGCAAGUAUGUGAAUAGUGCAGCACCUUGCUGGAUGAUGUCACUCUGUAGUCCAGCAAAAGUUGAGUCAGACUAGACCUCUUGUCAAGAUGAGCCUGCAUUGUUUUUCUGCAGCCCUCUGUGUUGGCACCACGGCUGCAUGGUCAUUCAUUGAAUGAGGGUCUGCAUUUUUCUUCUCUGGGCUAAAGCCUGAUCAGCGAGUUUGGCCAGCUGUCUUGCAUUUGAGCUUUUUCACAAUUAACCACAUGGAUGCUGUUAAAUUAUCUUUAGUGAGCUCAUACAAAGCUGGAGCCAUGAGAUUAGCUUAACUUAGCAUGCAGACUGCAAAGAAGGGAGAUACAGCUGUGCAGAGAUUUAAAAAAAAAAACUGAAAACCUACCAGUGUAUCAGCAUUUUAGAAUUUAAGUAUUGCCUUUUUAAUCCAUACACAAACAGAAACGACAGACCAAGUUACGUGCUGAAACUACUUCUUAGAGGUGCUGGUAGAGUGAUUAUUUUUAAUCGUCAGACAUCUAAGGCUUGAUAAGAAAGUAAAUAAGUGCUUUUCCCAAGACUAUUCCUUUAUUGUUAGUGUUGUGACCCAGUCUUUAGUAAGACUGUGCUGUGAAAGAACUAAAACUACUUCACUGCAGAUCACACACGUUAAAAUCUCUUUAAAAAAAAAAAAAAAAAGAAAAAACUCCUACAUCUGACAAUCACUCAAUUUUGUUUGUUUGUUAAAUUCCAGAGAGAGAGCUCUUCAGAGCUGAUGUUGUGAUACAAAAUUGUCAUAGAAUAUGAAUGAGAGCUGGUGUCUCCACCUGGCUCUCUGUGUGUGCUGUGUCUCUGCUCUGAGAAUAUAUGAUGCAUAUAUAUGCAUAUAUAUAUGAUGAGAAAUCAAACAAAAGCUCAAACUCAGUUUCAGUGAAUGUACAAAGUUGGUCCCCAGUUGAUUAUUGGCAGCAAACCUCAUAAUGAGAUUUCCUUUAAUAUUAUCUACACAAGGCAUCCCUUGGGCCUUUGGCUGUGCAGCCACAGCCAACGUAUUUUCUACACUGUUUAUCUCAAACUUUAAAGGAAUAGUUUGACAUUUUGUGAAAUAAGAAUACUUGUUUUCUUGAACAGUUAGAUGAUUGAUUUCAGUCCCACUCCCGCUAGCAGCAUGCUGAAUAAGACUGGAGGCAGGGGGAAACAGCUAGCCUGGCUCAGCUCUAAAGCUCACUAACUAACAUCACAUAUCUUGUCUAUUUAAUCAGCACAAAAACCUAAAUGUAAAAAUGAUAAGUUGUGGUUUUUCGGGGUUAGGGUGCUGGAGCUAUUUUUACCUUUAGCAACACCACUCAGCCAUUUUGUUUGUGUUUGUGAUACAGCCUGUGUUCUUGGGUUCCAUGCUAUGGCAGUAGAGUUUUAGGGUGGUGUACUCAGUUAUAUGGUUGGUCCUUUUACCCUGAAGCUGCAUUUGACACAAACUCAGCUGAACUAUUGAAUUACUUGAAAAUGACUGAACUCAGUUUGGGUUACUUUCAUUUCGCAUAACACACAGAAAAUCUUGUUAAUUCAUCAGAUCUAAUAGGAAGGUCAUAUAAUGAUCAGACCCUUGUUUGUAGAUACUCACUGGCUCAGUUUGACACUGAUGUUGAUCUGAAUGAAGUGAGCUGUACUCAGUCUGUGCUCUGUGCUGUAUAUUUCUGCUAACUUUAAUACUGUGGUGUAGUCUAACUGUCACUCUGGUAGUGUGUAUUUCAAGUCCACUGUACUAGACGUAGUCACUGCAAAUAAAUCAGCUUUGUUUGUUUAACAGAUUACUCAGCGAAGCAUCUGUAGACAUGGAGUACUACAUGUUACAUGACACUGUAAAUCAGUAAGGAAUCUGGGUUGUGAUCAUAUUUAGAAUCAGGGUGCUUUCUUUGUGUGAAUGUGUGUACUAUGAGAGGACUUUGAUGAAGGUGACAUCAGUCAACAGUUGAUCAGUUAACUUGCUGAUCUUGUGCAGAGGUUUUCCUCUAUCUGUAACACGGGCAAAAUGAGGAGCCUGCAACUGUAAAAUGAAAACGUUUCUGACUGUCAGAGACUCAUGAGCCAGCUGUGGAUCGAGAAACACCCGGACACAACCUGCAAAAAUAUUCUGACACCAACUGAACUGUUUAAUUCUUUGGUGAAGAAAUAAGCAGCAUGAAUCAUGUUGUUUUUUGGUUGUUUUUUUGACAUAUUUUGCACUAUUGUUCACUUUAUGAAUUUUAAGCAGUUACUUGAAGUCGAGAUUGUAUGAGUACCCAAAGUUGUGUGUCCACUGAGUUCUGACCAGUUGUUCUCUUGGUCUGUAGAGUCACUCAAAUUUGACUUAGUGCUGAUGAUAAUGAAGGCAAAAAUGAAAUGCAGACGUUUCAUUGCCACUGUUUCUGUGAACGCUUCAGAGCAGCUGCCUUUCAUCCAUGAGAAGCGCUACUGAUCUAAGCUCCUUAUAUUUGUCCAUAUGUAUCUACAGUCCAGACAAACUCACUUAAAUAAUGGACAUUUCUGUCUUAAUGCUGUUGUUGAAUCACACACUGGUAGAGCAUGAGCGGUGUUUCUCCUACAUUGUCAAACUGUGUAAGUGUCAGACAUCAGUGACAAUGAUGACAAUCCCUGUCUGUGUUCGCUUUUCACUUCAGUGAUCUGAAGGAGCCACAAAUGCAGCGGCCACUGAGAUCCAUGAAAAGAUUGAAUGAAUGCCUUAGAGACACACAGUCAGUCCACUGUCACUCUCCCACAUUUCAUCCUCAGCAUCAGUCGUUAUCAUGUGUCGCCAUCCUCCGACUGAAUGAAACGCUCGGCUAAAGUGGGUUAGCUAAAGCUAAAAGCUAAAACACUAUUUCAUGUUUUACAAAAAGCCAUAUAAUCCUGUGAGGGAACAGGUGUAAGAAUGUGGGAGGCAGCAUCCUCUCAAUAUUAGUGAAUUGUGUCACAGAAUCUCUAAUGAUGAAAGGCAUGAGAAUGAUUCCUGUUGUAUAUCAGCAGUGUACUUUGAUUUGAGUCAGACAGACUCAGACUCUCCUUCUAAACACAGGCUGUUUUAUCAGAGGAAAAGAAAGGGUAGACUUAGUGAACUUGUAUGUUUAGGAGUUCAGGUUUGUUGUGGGUUUCAGGAAUCAUCUCAACCAUCUUAAUUUACCUCUAUGCACAAGUCUAUACUUAAGCUGCAUUAUGUUCUCGUGUGUGAAGUGUUUGACUUAUUUGAUCAAACCUCUUACUGUAAAGUAAUGUACUGAUUACUGAAAUUUGGGUUUGUUACUGUUUGUUAUUGUUUGUUAUUGUUUGUUAUUGUGCUAACCCUAAGUCCUGAAAAAUGUAUUUAUUCCUUUUUUUCCCCAUCUUGUGUGCACAAGAUCUGGAUCUCGGAUCUCUAACAGAUCUUGUACAUAUGAGUAAAUUUAGUAACUUUUUUGCACAACAUGGAACUUGUGUGCAUGAGAUCCAUAUCUUGAUUUAUAAAUAUGAAUUAAUAAGAUAGAUAUUGACCUUUUACACAUUAUCUGGUUUGUACAACUUUUUUUUGGCACAUAUUAUCUUGUCCUCACAAGUUAUUUUGUUGUUCAUAUCAGAUUCACAAACUGUCUUGUGCAUAAAAUUUACCAUUUAAUAUCUUUUGCACACGAGUUUUAAACGUGCAUUUGGUGAUCACCAGAUAAUAAUGAAUGUUGUGAAUCUCUGUGUAGCUUCUACACACAGGGUGAACUUGUUCAAAGUGGUCACAAGUUUUAACUCAUGAGCGCUAGUUAUCAGUUACAAGUAACACAGAAGUGAUGUAAUAUUGUUUGCUUACACAUCAUUAUCUUGUUCCUACAAGUUGUUUAACAUCUUUUGCACGAGGUGUUAUCUUGUUUGUGUAAGAUAAACAGUAUCUUGUGCACAGAAGUUAUCUUUUUCACAUAGAAAUAAAAUAACUCCUUUGCGCACAAGAUAACUUGUGCACACACAUAAUGGAUCUUGGACAUGCAAGUUACACACAGGUUAUCAGUAAAUAUCUUUUAUGCGAACCUCAAUUUCAUUAUUAUUUUGUGCUCCCAACAUAAUAACGGAUGUGCAUCUUGCAGUUCUUACAGAUUUUGGACUUUUGGGCUUGCUGUUAUUUAAUAUGUGAAUUAACUUUUUUUGUCCUUUACAUUUUACCGUUUAACUGGGUCACAUUCUAAUAUUAUGGUGUGCAGUCUGUUGGUUCUGGAUUCUAACUGGCCAUAAUUUUCUCUUCACAUUCAUCAGGGCGUGAUUGAUUGAUUGAUUGAUUAGUUUAAAGUUUUGAUUCGACUUUCCUCCAAUCAGUCUUUACCAUACAGCACUUUAUCAAGACUGCAGUGCCAAGGAGGCCAUUGUCUUCACACAGCUGUGUCCCACAGCUUCUCUGUGACUGUCCUGAAAGAAUGCCAUUGUACCUCUGCAGUGAUCCUCUCUUUUCUGUUUCUGUCCUAUAAUACACCUGAACUUCCUGCUGUAGUGUGAGGUUGUGUCAGUGUACAGUAUGUGGCAGUGACUGAUUGAUUAUAUACUACGUAUAUCCUUAGACACACAUGAUGCUGAAUGUUUGUUGGGGAAGACAGGAGGAGGUGUGGGGGGGUUGGGUGUUUGGCUUUUCUUUUUCUGUCUGUAUUUGGAUGUGUAAUGUCACUUUAUGCUUUACUCUCUGUCUGAAUGUCUGAGUAUGCGUUCCAUAGACAAUGUAAUAAUUAAUAUAUACAGAGGUUAUACCAAGUCUUUUAACAUCCUACCAUUAAGAACAUUCAAUGCCUUGUAUAGUAAUUCAGCUGACAUCAUUAAUAGCUACAGAUAAUGUAUUGUAAAUUAACUAUUUUAAUGGCAAUAGUAGUGUGUACAGUAAAAGACAUCAGUAGAUGACUUCUCCAUUCACACUCCCACCACACUGUAUAAAUAAAGACCAAAAGCCCCUAUAUUAAACAGCAUGGAGUAAACA